AUGAACCUCACGCGCCACCUCUUCUCGUCUCUCCCAACCUCCAAACCUCUCACCAACACGUCCUCAAUCUCCGCUCUGACCCACCGCCUCUUCUCCCUCCCUCCGAUCCCCGCAUCGCCCUCAUCCUCACACUCCUCCCUCUCUUCAUUCCUCGACUACGCAGCCCGGACCUCCCUCCCCGAAUCGACAACGACCUACCAAGGAACCCUCUACGAAUACACUGUUCAGAAACACCUCCGCACCUCCGCGUUCUUACUGCACCGCGUUGGCGGCCGCUCAGAUCUCGGCGUCGACCUCACAGGGACGUGGCAUGUCGGUAGCAACCCGGUGACGGAUCCGCCGGUACGAGUGGUUGUACAGUGUAAGGGGUUGAAGGCGAAGCUUGGGCCAAAUGUUGUGAGGGAGGUGGAGGGGGUUGCGGGAAGGUUUAUUGGACCGAGAUCUAAAUCUGCUGGUCCUGAGGGAGGAGGAGGGUAUGCGGGGGUGGUUGUUAGUCCGCGAGAGGCGACGAGGGGGGUGCGAGAGGCGCUUGGAAGAAGCCGCAUGCCGCUUGUUUGGUUGAUGGUUGGGUGGGAUGGGGUGUUGCGGCAGGCUCUUUGGAAUGCGAGGGUUGAGAGCUUGGGUGGGGGGCUUGGUGGGCUGGGUGUUGAGACGGUUUACCGGGCAGCUCUUGGUUCUGGGAGGGCGUCUAUCUCGGAUUCGGCAUCGGCAUGUGGUGGAAACGGGCAGAGGCAAGAGGUUAGAUUAACGUGGGAAGGGAAAGAGGUGAAGACGAUGGACGAGGUUGAACACGGGAUGGAACGCAUGACAGAGGAGUGGAUGGCAAAGUGGGAUGAAGAGGGACUAGGAAAUAUGUCUCUAGAGAAGAUCCUGGACGCCGUGGCGUUCGUGGCCCCGGGGACGAGGUCGAUAAUGAUCUCAAAGGAAGAGAGGGAGAUGGUCGCCAAGGCAUUGCUGUCGACCUGA
This is a messenger RNA of Aspergillus calidoustus, 966 nucleotides long. The record is from the annotation of a GenBank genome assembly. NCBI's taxonomy places the organism in Eukaryota, Fungi, Ascomycota, Eurotiomycetes, Eurotiales, Aspergillaceae.